Molecule: messenger RNA, 1042 nt
Organism: Homalodisca vitripennis (glassy-winged sharpshooter)
Lineage: Eukaryota; Metazoa; Arthropoda; Insecta; Hemiptera; Cicadellidae
Exons: 4
Coding region: 19-1020 (333 amino acids)
Source: RefSeq, a predicted model, not a curated record
CUGAGUCGAAAAAAGUUGAUGGUCCUGAACGAGAAGUGCCUGGUGGAACUGCAUUUGGCAACACUGUCUGUAACAGCUGAUCAGCUGACUGAGGUGCUCCAGCUGGCACCUAACCUCAAACUGCUCAGGCACUAUCAGCUAGUAUCUGCUCUCUACAAGCUGCACAGCGAAACCUGGAAAUCUGGAGGCUCUUUGUCUAAGUACAAACUGGCCAAUCUGGACGCCGACUUCUCUCACGUAGUAAGAUGCCGCAUGUCUCCACAAGCCGUGCUGCCCGGAGACGCUAUGAGACUCGCCACCCUGCUGUGUCCGGACGUGUCCUCAGUGCGGGUCCGCAUCGACUGCUCGACCCCGCACGACAUCCUCAACCCCCUCACCACUAUCAGGAAGUUGAAGGAGCUCAGUGUCGUCUGUGUCACCAGUGGAGAGAGGUGCAACCUGGACUUCUCUGACAUCAGUCCCGUCCUAGAGGCACAUGGGGAGACUUCACUCGUCUCUCUCGAGCUGAAGGUGAUAGAGGAGGUGGAGAGCCACCAGGUGGUUUCACUGUGCCCACAGUUGGAAACCCUGGUGCUCAGCGGCUGCGGCUAUGUCUGCCCCUCUACCUGUGGUAGCUUCAUGUGUGCCAACAAGCCCUCCUAUUUGAGACGCCUACGCCUGCUCUUCUAUGCGGACGGGGACGACUUCAGUUGGACCCACAACGUCCCGCAGUGCUUCUGGAAGGCUGUCCUUUCAACGAAUUCGUCCAAGAAGUCCCGGCUGAUGGGCAUCUUCCUAGAGUCGCCCCGGAUGACAGAGACCACAGCUCUGGAGCUCUGGCCGAGCUCUCGCACCGCGCUGUAUCCCGAGCUCGGAGUGGCCAGCUUCUUCCGGUACAGCGAGCUCACCCUCGACAACAUCAAGAACCUCACAUCCCGAGCUCCUCUCCGGUAUCUGAGAGCUUCUGACUGUGAGAGGAUACACCCAAAGAGACUCAGGCAGAUGUGUUCUGCUCCAGAUCUUGUUAUCUGUACUUCUUAAUAAUAAAUUUGUAUGAAUACAU